AUGGGCCACCUCGCUGAUACCGGACAUCAGCCAGACAACGAUGCUUCCAAAAUCAUCUACAAAGUACCCCAAAACAAAUCAAAGCAAGCUCGGAUACGUCACUUGUCAACAGCGGAAUCUGUAGCAAUCAAAAUCAUGAACCCACCACUGUGCAAACAGAAGAAGAUGGUUGCCGCACUUCAGCUGCCUUGGCCUCAAUCAAACCUACGUGAUGACCCGAACCAUGACCUCAAUCGUAUCAUGAUGACGCAACAUGACGUGACAAAUGACACAUGA
Messenger RNA from Echinostoma caproni, 276 nucleotides. Lineage: Eukaryota; Metazoa; Platyhelminthes; Trematoda; Plagiorchiida; Echinostomatidae. The record is from the annotation of a GenBank genome assembly.